CACUACGCUUGGCAUGGGUUGAGACGCAGGACUUUCGCAGAGACUCAUCUACAGCCGCUAAUAUGGCACGGGUAUUGCGAUGGCAGUUUCUUCACUGUUUCAUGUGGUUGUGGAGCUUAGGUUGCGCCCACGGGGCGUCGACGAUUGAGCCGCUUCCGCUGUCAGACGUGCGGCUGCUAGACACGGCUCUUCAGGCGCGCUAUGAGAAGUUGAAUGCAAAGUACCUGCUGGACAUGCUGGAGCCCGACCGGCUGCUGUGGAGCUUUCGCAAAACUUCGGGGCUGCCGACGCCAGGCACGCCAUACAUAGCAUCCUGGGAGGACCCGGGCUGCGAGCUGCGCGGCCAUUUCGUGGGGCACUACCUGUCAGCGCUGUCCCUGGCGUUGGCGGGAACAGGGAACAGCGCGUUCAAGACGCGCCUGGAUUUGAUGGUGUCGGAGCUGGGCAAGGUGCAGGAGAAGCUGGGGACCGGAUACCUGUCCGCAUUCCCCACAGAGUUCUUUGACAGGGUGGAGGCGCUGAAACCCGUGUGGGCGCCCUACUACACGAUCCACAAGAUCAUUGCGGGCCUGGUGGACGCCCACGAGCUGGCGGGCCACCCCUCGGCGCUGGCCAUGGCCACCCGCAUGGUGGACUACCACUGGAACCGCACGCAGGCGGUGAUUGCGGCCAAGGGGCGGGAGCACUGGAACGCGGUACUCAACUGUGAGUUCGGAGGCAUGAACGAGAUCCUUUACCGCAUGUACCGGCUGACUAAGAACAAGAUGCAUAUGGAGUUUGCGCAGCUGUUCAACAAGCCCUUCUUCCGCAAGCCCAUGGAGGCCGGCAACGACAUGCUCAUGAACCUGCACGCCAACACACACCUGGCGCAGGUGGCGGGCUUCGCUGAGGAGUACGACACGGUAGGCGCCCCCGCCGCCCGCCAGGCCACCUCCAACUUCUUUGAAAUCGUCACGCAGCACCACAGUUUCGCCACAGGCGGCUCCACCGAUCAUGAGUUCUGGCAGGCGCCUGACGAGCUGGCGGACUCGGUGUUGACGCAAAAGCACGGCGUGGAGACGCAGGAGACGUGCACGCAGUACAACAUCCUCAAGAUAGCGCGCUCGCUGUUCCGGUGGACUGGCGACGUGCGAUACGCCGACUUCUAUGAGCGGGCGCUGGUGAAUGGCAUCCUGGGCACCGCCCGCCUGCCGCCGGAGGACUGGCCCGAGCACGCGCUGCCCAAGCGCGGCCGUGGCGGGCGGCACCACCACCACCAUCACCACCACCACCACACCAACCAGCUGCGGAGCGGCCUGCUCUCCAUGACCGACCAGCAGUCGCAGCAGGGGGCGUCGGAGCUGGCGCUGACGCAGCUGCAGGCGGGCGGCGGCGCCGCAGGCGCGGGUGCGACCGGCGCGAUGCUGGUGUCUCCACACCGGCGUCAGCACAACGAGGAAUGGUUGGGCUGGUGGGCGUUCGCCAAGCCGCAGCCCGAGUGGAACGCGUCGGACGCGCACGGGCCAGGCGUGUUCAUCUACCUCCUGCCGCUGGGCACGGGGCAGUCCAAAUCCGACAACAUCCACCACUGGGGCUUCCCCUUCCACUCCUUCUGGUGCUGCUAUGGCACCGUCAUUGAGAGCUACGCCAAGCUGGCAGACUCCAUUUACUUCAAGGAGAUGUCACCGGCUAACCCGGAGUCGCGCGCGCACGACAAGGCGGGCGUGCGCUUGCCGCCGCGGCUGUACGUGAACCAGCUGGUCUCCUCCAAGGCCACGUGGGCCGAGAUGAACCUGCGAGUGACCAUGCAGGCAGACAUGUUCACGCCCGGCCCGGCGGCCGUGGCGCAGCUGACGCUCGACUCGACCAAGGCGCCCGGCCCCGGGACACACGACCUGGGCACCUUCACGCUCAUGGUGCGGGUGCCCGAGUGGCUGGCGCCCGACCGCCACGGCGGCGUGGCGCAGGGCGGCAGCGGCGCCAGCAUUGAGGUCAACGGCCAGCUAUGGACCUCCUGCCCCGGCCCGGUCAAGGCCGGCAGCUACUGCGCCCUGAUGCGGCGCUGGGCGUCCGGCGACGGCGUGUCGCUGCGGUUGCCCAUGCGCUGGCGGCUGCAGUCACUGGCGGAGAACCGGGCGCAGCACCAGGGGCUCAAGGCUGUGAUGCUGGGUCCCUUCGUUAUGGCGGGCAUCACACAUAGCGAUCGCGGCCUCACGCUGCCCACCGCGCCGGCCGGCACCGCGGCGGCCGCGACCGGCGGCGGUGGAAGCAGCGGCGGCGCCACUCCACCGGUGGAGCUGCGGCGGCGUGUGUAUCCGCCCGAGGAGUCUGAUGAGCUCAUGUCGAUACAGGCGGGCUGGAACUCCAGCCUGCACCUCCGCCACGACGCCAAUAUCGCCUACGUGUCGCAGCUGGAGGACGGCGGAGACGCCAUGGACGCAACCUUCCGCAUCGGCCGCGGCUGCCACCACGGCGGCGACGCGCAGGCCGGCGGCGGCGGCGGCGCGGGCGGCAGCGGCCACCACGGCCUGCUGUCGCUACUGCACGGCCGGCAGAGCGCCGCGGGCGGAGCCGCAGGCGAUGGCGAUGACGUCAAGUCGCUGGCGGAGGAGGAGGGCGCUAGCCACGGCUCUCUGGCUGGCGCGUUCAGCAGCCUUCGCUCCAUGAUGCGGCUGGGUGCGGCCGACUCGGGCAGCGCGCUGAGCCUGGAGGCCAUGAGCUACCCCAACCACUACCUGGCGCACGACCACACAGACGUCGUCGUGCUGCAGCCGGGCGCCGCGGCCGGCACCAACGCCGCCGCCUGCGCCCGCGCCAUGUGGAUGAUGCGGCCCGGCCUGGACGGCGCCGCCGACACCGUGUCGUUCGAGGCGGUGGCGCGGCCGGGCUGGUUCGUCACAGCCGCCGGUCCGGAGCAGCAGACGGCGGAGGCGGCGGCAUGCCACGACGCGCCGGGUGACCAGUGCCACGACCGCGGCGAGGGCGGCCCCUGCGCGCGUGACGCAUACGCGGCGCGCGUGCUGUGCCGCCAUUUCUGUGGCAACUGCAACGUCACGGGGGCCGCGCUGCGCCUGAGGCAGCGGCCCGCUGGCGGCCCAGCCGCCGGCGGCUCUUUCGCUGCGGCCUCGUCCUUCCGCCUGGCGCCGCCCGCGCGCCGCGCCUACCCGGCUGGGUCGUUCGUGCUGGCGGGCCUGAACAGGCACUACCUGGUCGCGCCGAUUGGGCACUUGGUGGAUGAGCGGUACACGGCGUACUUUAUGGUGGACACGAAGAGCCGGGGCGGGCCAGGAGGCGGCGGGGGCGGCGGGCGGAUUGGGAUAAAGCGGGGGCAGCGGGGAAGCGGUAGCGGCGAGGGCGGGGGGCUGUGAGCGAUUGGGCCAUUGGGGUGCGUUGAGGUGUCGUGAGCAGGAUGAGUGCUGCGCUGGGGUCGUGCGCGCGUGUCAUCAUGUGUGUGUUGCAAGGCGAGGCAAGCGGGGCAUUCGAGGGAAGAGUGAGCAUGCCGUGGUGAUCAGGUUGGACGGCACGUGGACACGCACACUUGACAGCGUGCAGGAUACUACGCAAACCAUAGAACAGGUUGUGAAAGCACGAUGCGCAGAGCAAAAGGAAGAACAGCAAAAGGCGCGAUUGCCGCCUCGGCGGUUGAUGGAACCCCGCGCUUGCAUCUCGUGGAUCGCCUGACCCGCCGAGUCUGUAACUCGACGCGACUGCGUCGUGGCUUAUAUCGUAAUUAAAAUGC
Messenger RNA from Chlamydomonas reinhardtii, 3718 nucleotides. RefSeq lists its product as uncharacterized. The transcript is spliced from 21 exons. NCBI's taxonomy places the organism in Eukaryota, Viridiplantae, Chlorophyta, Chlorophyceae, Chlamydomonadales, Chlamydomonadaceae. Gene Ontology annotation, molecular function: alpha-L-arabinofuranosidase activity. The record is from RefSeq and is a predicted model, not a curated record. The coding region runs from base 102 to 3347 and encodes 1081 amino acids. Gene Ontology annotation, biological process: L-arabinose metabolic process.